AUGGAUGGUGUUCAAAGCGUGCUGCCCAGGCCUAACGCAGAAAUGCUUUACCAGGCAUUCGGCAUCAGCCCUGACUCGGUAUGCGAAUUGCUGAGACCGGACAUGAAUUUUUUCGAGGAGCUUGCCGAGCUACCGGUUGACCUACUCAAAGCUCCCCUUGGAACGGACGUCGAAGGGAUGCGUGCUUGGGUGGAAGAAACACUACUCAACGGUCCUCUCGCCGAGCAACGAAACAACUCCACUUUCGAACGUCGACGGAAGGCCGUGCCCGUGAAGGUCCACGAUGUCAGGAUCCCUUGUGCCAAUAGCGGUGAUGGAGAUAGUUUCAGCCUUAGGGUUUAUGACCCUGAAAUCGACCCGGAAGAGCAAAGCAUACGGCCCAGACCUGCGAUAUUGAUGCUUCACGGUGGAGGAUGGAUUCAUGGAAAGCCCCACGGCGAUGACGUCUUUGCGAAGUUUUUCGCUUCGGAGGUUCGAGCGGUCUGUUUGGGGGUGGACUACAGACUUGCUCCAGAGCAUCCAUUUCCAGCUGCUUUUGAAGACUGUUGCCAAUCAAUAGACUGGGUCAUGGAGAAUGCUCCGGCGUACAACAUCGAUAUCCGUCGGCUUGGCUUGUGGGGCGCCUCGGCCGGAGGCAAUCUCGCAGCCGCAGUGGCACUCAAGCACUCGCAAAGGGACAGCCAGUCGCAUCAGCCUCAACUGAAAUUGAUCAGUCUGGUAGUGCCAGUGACGGCAGCCUACCAAGCUCAGCAUUUGUUUGAACGCAGCCGGGAGCUGGAACUCAGUUCGAAUGAAAAGCUGUUCCGAGACGCACCUUUGCCCACAGCCGCCGUAGUGGAGGGUUUCGACAGCCUUAUAAAACUAUAUACAGGUGGGAAGACUGAUGAGUGCCACCCGUUCAUUUCGCCCUUAUUGGCGAAACCAAGUAAACGACAUGCCAGAACUCACAUUACGGUCGCCGCAUGUGAUGAUCUUCGAGCUCAAGGACUUGCGUAUGCACAACUUCUACGCUCGUCUGGUGUGGCUGUCUCCGAGGAGGUACUACAGGGUGUGCCUCACGGAUUCACGUUUCCGUUGGAGGCAAGAGUUGUGAAGUCGUGGCUGCGAGGGCAGGUUGACAGGUUCGUGACUGCAUUCGAGGAUGAAGUCGAAUAG
Exophiala spinifera is the source of this 1155-nucleotide messenger RNA. RefSeq lists its product as uncharacterized. The transcript is spliced from 5 exons. Lineage: Eukaryota; Fungi; Ascomycota; Eurotiomycetes; Chaetothyriales; Herpotrichiellaceae. Bases 1 to 1155 code for a protein of 384 amino acids. The record is from RefSeq and is a predicted model, not a curated record. Gene Ontology annotation, molecular function: hydrolase activity.